AUGAGCAUCACGCUAGAGAAACGCGGCAAAAUCCCGAGCGUGCAGUCGUUCGGGAACCUCUCCGAGGCGUCCUACGCCUCCGUCGGGGAGGUGGACGACCGCGCGGAGGCGGCGCUGAAGAAUGCCAAGGCGCGUUCUGUUGUACACUGGUCCCCACACGACCGCGUUGGCGUGGUGAACGCCGACGCCAUCCUCGAGAGCGACCACCUCGCGUUCGUCGCCGAGGUUCUCGCCGGCGGCGUCUCCACCUCCGCGCUCGUGAAGGGCUUCGGCGACGUGAACGAGGAGGUGGCCCACGCGGCGCGCAGCGUCGCGCGCGCGGCGUGCCUCGGCGACGCCGCCGCCGGGAAAACCGCCGACGUCGCCGCCGCGCUCGCCGCCGCCGUCGACGUCUUCGUCCGGAACGACGCGCCGCCGUGCGACCACGCGCAGGACCGCGCCAGGGGUGGCGUGAUCGCGCUCUACGCGCACGUCGCGUCCGCGCACUUCGCGGACGACGCGUCCCCGGAGCGAGAGCCCGCUCUGAAGCGCGCGAUGGCUGCGUUCAGGACGCUCCACGACGGCGGCUGCUACAUCGCGGCGAAGGAGAUCGCGCCGUUCGCGAGAACGCUGCCCCCCGUCGUCGCGAACGCGAUGGCGGCGGCGGCGAAGACGACCGCGCUGACCGCCGCGGACGCGCGCGACCGCCGCGCCGCCGCGGCGGGGCUCGCGGGUAUCGUCGCGGGACUGGCUUCAUCGGAGCGCGCCGUCGCCGACAUGAAACUCGUGGACGCCGUCGUCGACGCGCUCGCGGCGAAGAAGGACCCGAUCGCGCGCGCGGGCGCGUGCGCGCUCUACGCGCACCUGUGCCGGACCGCCGGGCGCGCGUUCGAGCCGUUCGCGAUCGACCUCGCGUCGAAGAUGUUCAUCGCGCAAGGGGACCAGAGUCCGGAGGUGAGAGAAGCCGCGGACGCGGCGCAAGCCGCGGUGGUCAAGGCGUUGCCGCUGACUGCGAUGAAGCUCUUGGCGCCGGCGCUCGUGGAAGCGAUGACGCACAAGACGUGGCAGGCGAAGUGCGGCGCGCUGACCGUGUGCGGCGACCUCGCGAGCCGGGUGCCCGCGUACUUCAUGCGGAAUCUGCCGGAGAUUUUCCCCGCGUUUUUGGAGUGCGUCUUCGACACGCACCCCAAGGUGAGCCACUGCGCCGGGCGAGUGAUGCGGCCGAUCUGCUCGUGCGUGAAGAACGCGGAGAUCGUGGGCAUGCUCGAUCUGAUCAUCGAGGCGAUCCGCGAGCCGCAGUCGCAGACGGAGAGCUUCGUCUUGCCCAUAAUCCUCCGCGGCUUGCGCGAACGCGCGAUGGAAAUCAAAAAGAAAGCCGCGGUGACGUGCGGCAACAUCUGCGCGCUCGUCGACGACGUCCGCGAUCUGAACCCGUUCAUCCCGGCGCUGAAACCCGAGCUCGAGAAGUGCGAGGAGCACUCGCACCCGGACCUGCGCGAGUGCGCGACCAAGGCGAAAGCCGGUUUGCUCAAGGGUCUGUCUCAGAGCGGCGCGGGCGAGCGGAAGGCGGCGACGGACUGCGUCAAGGACGCGCUCGCCGCGCACGGGGGUUGCGCGUCCCUCGACCCGGUCGUCCGCGCGUACGCCGCGAGUCUCGGCGGCGCGUUGAUCUCCGAGAGCUCCAUUCCGGAGGAGGAGCUCGCCGGCGUCGCGCAGACGGCGGUGUUGUCGUACAAAGGGUUGGACGAGUCCGCGCUGGAGGACAACGAGCAGAAGGACUACAUCGUGGACUUGCAGGGCAUCAUCCUCGCGUUCGCGGGGCGGGUGUUGUUGCAGAGGACCAACUUUUCGCUCGAGCGCGGGAAGACGUACGGCGUCGUCGGUCAAAACGGCACCGGGAAGACGACGCUGCUCAAUCGCGUCGCCGCCAAGGACAUCGCCGGGUUCCCCGCGGACGUCUCCGUGUACUACAUCCAGCACGAAAUCUUGAGCGAGAAGGAGGAGAACAUCGUGGACUUCAUGGCCGGCAGCGUGCCCGAGGGCGUGACGCGCGAGACGGUCGUCAACACCCUGAAGGAGGUUGGCUUCGACGACGCGAAGAUGGCGGCGACGAUUCAGUCGCUGAGCGGAGGGUGGAGGAUGAAGCUCGCCAUCGCGCGCGCGAUGCUCUGGGACGCGCAGGUGUUGCUGCUCGACGAGCCCACGAACCACCUCGACACGGGCGCGAUCGCGUGGCUGACGAAUUACCUCAAGUCGCUGACGAACACGACCAUCUGCCUCGUGUCGCACGACUACGACUUCCUCGCGGACGUUCUCACCGACGUCAUUCACCUCCACGACAAAAACUUGACCUACUACCCCAUGGGGUUCCGCGAUUUCCAGUCGCUGAAGCCGGAGAUCGUCGCCGCGCUGCCGAGCCCAGACAACGCCAUCAGAAAGUUCGCGAUCAACUCGAUCGGGGCCGACGGUCAGCAGCCCUCGCACAUCAAACCGAUCCGGUUCCCCGACCCUGGGUCCUUAGAGGGCGUCAAGUCCAGGAUGAAGGUCAUCAUGUACAUGAAGAACGUGUCGUUCACGUACCCGGGGACGACGAAGCAGAUUCUCUCCGCGGCGAACGUGAAAAUCACGCAAAACUCGCGCGCCGCUUUGGUCGGCCUCAACGGCGCCGGGAAGACGACGCUGAUGAAGCUUCUCAUCGGCGAGCUCAGCCCGGACGAGGGCGUCGGGGAGGUGUGGCAGCAUCAUAACUUGCGUCUGGCGUACAUCGCGCAGCACUCGAUGCAUCACUUGGAGGAGAGCGUCGAGAACACGCCGCUGGAGUAUUUACAGAACCGUUUCUACCUCGGUCGGGAUAAAGAGAUCGCGAAGCGGUCGUCGCAUAACUUGUCCAAGGAGGAGCAGAAGCGGUGCAUGGAGCGCGGGAACAUCUGCGAAAUCAUCGGUCGACAAGAGCGCGGGAAGACGCUGUUCUACGAGUGCCGCAGAGCCGGGCGGAAAGAAGACGACACGGACUGGGAGCCCAUCACCGCGCUGUCGAAAAAAGAUGAAUACGUCAUGAAGAUGGUGCGCAACUUUGACGAGAAACUGAAAGCGAUGCAGAGCGGGAUGGACCUGCGGCCGCUGACGAAGGAAGAAGUCAGGCUGCACCUCGCGGAGUUUGGCAUCGACGAGGACCUCGCGAUGGGGAAGAUCAAGCGCAUGUCCGGCGGGCAAAAGAGCCGCCUCGUCCUCGCCGCCGCGAUGUGGAUCAACCCCCACAUCAUCGCCCUGGACGAGCCCACAAACUACCUCGACAACGACACGCUCGCGGCGCUGACGAAAGCCCUGAGCGACUUCAAAGGCGGCGUGCUGACCAUCUCGCACAACAAGGCGUUCGUGAACGAGCUGUGCACGGAGACGUGGAACGUCGGCGACGGCGUCGUCGUGUCGAAGCCCAUCGAAGGGAAGCAGGUCAAGUUAUCCGUCGCGGAGAAGCGAGCGAUGAAGAAGAUGGGGGAGGACGGGGAGGAUUUCGCGCUGACGGAGGCUAAGGGCGCGAAGCUGACGAGUGCGGAGCGGAAGGCGCAGAAAGCCGCGGCGUUGGCCGCGAAAGGGCCGGUGAAGGACGCGUAUCACGUGCGAAAACUUUAG
Molecule: messenger RNA, 3609 nt
Organism: Micromonas pusilla CCMP1545
Lineage: Eukaryota; Viridiplantae; Chlorophyta; Mamiellophyceae; Mamiellales; Mamiellaceae
Product: ABC transporter
Exons: 8
Coding region: 1-3609 (1202 amino acids)
Molecular function (GO): ATP hydrolysis activity; ATP binding
Source: RefSeq, a predicted model, not a curated record